Molecule: messenger RNA, 1798 nt
Organism: Chenopodium quinoa (quinoa)
Lineage: Eukaryota; Viridiplantae; Streptophyta; Magnoliopsida; Caryophyllales; Amaranthaceae
Product: lysine histidine transporter-like 8
Exons: 4
Coding region: 1-1431 (476 amino acids)
Cellular component (GO): plasma membrane
Source: RefSeq, a predicted model, not a curated record
AUGAGUAUUAGUAAUAGGAUUACUCCAAUUGAAUUGAAAGAUGUUACCCAAACCAAUAUAGAUCCAGAAAGCAAUGCGACGGAGUAUCAAAAGGAGCUUAACCCAAUAGAGUCAUGGCUUCCCAUCACAGAAUCGAGGAACGGGAAUGUAUGGUCUUGUGUAUUCCAUUUAGUAUCCUCUGGACUUGGCAUGCAAGCUCUUUUGCUCCCUUUUGCCUUUGCCACUCUUGGAUGGGCAUGGGGAGUCACAUAUUUGUCAUUAGGGUUUAUGUGGCAACUGUACACAAGAUGGCUUCUUGUUCAUCUUCAUGAAUCAUCAUCCGGUGUUCGCUACAGCCGAUUUGUCCAGCUAGCAAUGGUAGCAUUCGGUCCAAAACUCGCGAAAUGGUUGUGUAUGAUUCCAAUCCUGUACCUAUCAGGAGGAACAUGUACAUUGCUUGUUAUAACCGGUGGUUCAACAUUGAAACUCUUGUACGAAUUGAUUUUCUCCGAAAGCUCUAAUUGUCCGAAAAAUUUGAGCACAAAUGAAUGGUUCUUAAUAUUUGUUUGUUUGGCAUUUUUACUAGCACAACACCCUAACUUAAACUCCUUAGUUUGGGUGUCCCUCCUCGGAACUAUUGCUUCCAUAGUCUUAAUUUCCCUUCUAUGGAUUACAUCCAUUGCCAAAGGCAGAGUUGAAAAUGUGUCAUAUAAUCCCAUAUUUGAAGAAUUGGAAGAUAAUUUGAGUAGAUUUUUAAGCACUUUUUCUGCAAUGGAGAUGAUUGCUCUUUCGUUUCAAGGUCAUAACCUUGUCCUUGAGAUUCAGGGGACAUUGCCUACAAACUCGAAAAUUCAACCUCAUAUAACAAUGUGGAAAGCUGUAAAAAUCUCUUAUUGCAUGAUGUCUUUGUGUCUCUUCCCACUAGCCAUUUCUGGAUAUUGGGCUUAUGGAAACAAGAUAACAAGGACAGGGAUCAUAUACACAUUGGGAGCGUUUCACAAAGAUAGCGCGUCAACAACAAUGCUAGGACUGAUUCUAGUGAUCUUUGUAUUAGUACACCAGCUAUGCACGUACCAAAUAUAUGCCAUGGCAAGUUUUGACAACAUAGAGUUUCGAUAUGUCCUGGCGAAGGACAGGCCAUGUCCCUCUUGGCUCCGGAGUGCAUUUAGGUUGUUAUAUUGUUUCGUCGGGAACUUGUUUUUAGCAAUAACAUUCCCCUUCUUACCAAGCCUAGGAUCGAUUGUAGGAGCAAUUGGCCUACUCGUGACAUUUUCGUACCCUUGUUUCAUUUAUGUUUGUAUUAAGAAGCCCAAGGUUUGGGGGCCUAUGUUUUUGCUUAAUUUAGGACUUGGUUGUUUAGGUGUAGUGUUGAGUAUCUUUUACUUCAUUGUUGCAAUAUGGGAAAUUUCUAGGGAAGGCCUAACUGCCAAUUUUUUCAAUGUAAAAUGGUAAAACAUUAUUGUAACAGAAUUACUAGUAGUUACUACUCAUAAUUAGUAUUCCAUUUGAUUUUUUUUUUUUUUUUUUUGGUGUUUAUAGAGCCUUAAGGGCGGGUAAUGGGAAUCGAUCCCAUGAUCUUCUAGAAUCGAAAAAAAAGCUCUAAUAACCACUUGAGCUAUCCCUCAAUCUCCCAUUUGAUAUGUGUUAGUGUUACAAAAAAAAAUGCAUUUUUGUCCAUUAUUAGAGUGUCAUUUGAACAGAAGUUUUGGUUUCCUCUAAACUUCUGUUCAAAAAACCUCAAGUCUUUUCUUCUAUUUUUGGAAACCCCAUUUUUUAGCAAUAACACAGUACCUCCAUUUUGUAUUUUUGUUUGAGACAG